CUUUGGAUUGGCGCCACAAGUUACUGGAUUUAGGCUACAAACCCCUUUCUCAAAAAAGUUUGGAAGCUACCGCUGCAAAGGCUUUACCUUACUCUGCUCAAUGUAUUCAGUAUUUAUCAUCAUCACCUAACCUAAGGAUGCUUAAAUCAAGCUUCAUUACCCUUCUCUCAACUUUCCCCACAAAAUCCAAAACCACAAAACUCAUCUCCUCCCAGACAAUCAACAACACUCUUUCUCACACUCCACAACCUGUUCAACAAAAUGCCUCACCCAACCUCACCACCAUCACCGCCACAAUUCCAACUUCUGCUUAUAUUCACCUUCCUUUCUGCAGAAAACGCUGCCACUACUGUGACUUUCCUAUUGUUGCUCUCGGUUCUUCCUCAGGUUCAACUCAAACCAGUCACGACGACGACCCACGUAUAUCAAACUACAUUCGCUUGCUCUGUAGAGAAAUUAAUGCUACAAAACUAGGAUGUAACACCAAGCCGCCUCUUGAAACUGUGUUUUUUGGAGGUGGCACCCCGUCUCUAGUGCCGCCAAGGCUUGUUUUAUCGAUUUUGGAUACGUUGAGGGCGAAGUUUGGCUUGAAUUUGGAUGCUGAGAUAUCUAUGGAAAUGGAUCCUGGUACCUUUGAUGCUACUAAAUUGAAAGAGUUGAUGGAGUUGGGUGUGAACAGAGUGUCUUUGGGAGUUCAAGCAUUUCAAGAUGGCUUGUUAAAGUCUUGUGGUAGAGCACAUGGGGUUAAGGAGGUGUAUGAGGCUAUAGAGAUUGUUAAAUCAUGCGGGGUUGAAAAUUGGAGUAUGGAUCUUAUCUCUUCUCUCCCUCACCAGACGCCUGAAAUGUGGGAGGAGAGUUUGAGGUUAACUAUUGAAUCGCAACCUGAUCAUGUAUCAGUAUAUGAUUUGCAAGUUGAACAGGGCACAAAAUUUGGAAUAUUGUACACACCAGGAGAGUUCCCUCUGCCGUCAGAAACACAAUCUGCCAAUUUCUAUCAAAUGGCAUCCAGUAUGCUUUCUAGUGCUGGUUACAACCAUUACGAAAUAAGCAGUUACUGUAAAAACGGAUUUGAGUGCAAGCACAAUUUUACGUACUGGAAGAACAAGCCCUUCUAUGGUUUUGGUCUUGGUUCUGCCAGUUAUCUUGGUGGAUUGAGGUUUUCAAGACCAAGGAAGAUGAAAGAAUUUGUGGAUUAUGUGCAAAAUUUGGAGAAUGGCGUGGUCGAUUGCUGUGGGAGUAAUCAAAUUGAUGCAAAGGACUUGGCUAUGGAUGUGGUGAUGCUAUCCCUUAGAACUGCAAGAGGCCUUGAUUUGAAGUCAUUUGGGGAAGUGUUUGGUCGCCCUGCUGUUCACUCUCUUUGCAGGGCUUACAAACCUUACAUGGAAAGUGGGCAUGUUGUUUGCUUGGAUAAGCAGAGAAGCGCAGUAACUGUAGAGGAAUUCAACACCUUGAUAUUAAGUGAAAAUGAAAUUGGGAAUGGACUAGCUUACAUUCGGCUCAGUGAUCCAGAAGGUUUCCUUUUGUCAAAUGAAUUGAUAUCCCAUGCAUUUGGAGUCAUAGAUCCUUGAGAACCCCUGCCUGACACCUCAUGCUAUUUCAAAGUGAUUAUUGCCUAUGCCGCUAGCUGUGGAGGAUGGGCAGUUAUAUAAAGAAUCACUGCAUUUUCUUAGGUGAUCAUUUGUUUGGUGUUAAUGAUGAGAAUUGGACUCCUCCAUAGCCAUAAUCAAUUAUCAAUGAUGACAAAGAAACUUCAGAUGGACAAACUGUAUAAGGUAUGUAGCUGCAUUGAGAUGAGCUGGACAAGAAAUAAUCACAUCUCAAAAUAGAUAUGGAAACUAUGAAAGCUUAUUCACAAGCCCGUUGUUGUAAUCUAUAAAAGAAGAGUUUUGAGAAUGAUCACAAGCUGUAUCUUUAUAAGAAUUACAAAACAGGACGAAUUGAUGAUUGCCUGAACUCUAUGGGCGAAUUUUGGUACUGUGACCUAUUACUUAGUUUUGGUUCAGUGUCACUGCAUCUACUGAGAUUGUUUAUCUUGCAAUUGCAUCACAAUUCUAGUCAUUGAAAGAAGUUCUGAGAUAACAGCUAAUUGGCUUUGCAAUUCCUAUGGACGAUCAUAUUUAUGACAUUUGAUAAUGGAUGUAAAUGAAGAAACCUUUUUUGAUGUAGGAUGCUUCUAUGUCUUCAUCAUAUUGAGUUUAUAAUUCAUGGGAACAUCAUCAUAAUUUUUUUAUGAAGAUAACUUUAAGCAUGGUCUCAUUUCAGCAAAACUACAACAUUAAUUUUUAUUGUCAGUGAAAACCUAUGUAAUGCUUUACUUUUUAUGGAAGAUUUUUCCUG
Molecule: messenger RNA, 2337 nt
Organism: Pistacia vera
Lineage: Eukaryota; Viridiplantae; Streptophyta; Magnoliopsida; Sapindales; Anacardiaceae
Product: heme chaperone HemW
Exons: 2
Coding region: 138-1568 (476 amino acids)
Biological process (GO): porphyrin-containing compound biosynthetic process
Cellular component (GO): cytoplasm
Molecular function (GO): coproporphyrinogen oxidase activity; 4 iron, 4 sulfur cluster binding
Source: RefSeq, a predicted model, not a curated record